Molecule: messenger RNA, 960 nt
Organism: Malaya genurostris
Lineage: Eukaryota; Metazoa; Arthropoda; Insecta; Diptera; Culicidae
Product: chymotrypsin-1-like
Exons: 3
Coding region: 70-873 (267 amino acids)
Biological process (GO): proteolysis
Molecular function (GO): serine-type endopeptidase activity
Source: RefSeq, a predicted model, not a curated record
CAUUUCGAACUCUACUAUGGUCAUAAGUCUUCUAGCAAGGUUCAAUCUAAACAGUUACCUAUCUGCAGAAUGUUGCUCAAUCUAGCUUUACUAGCAAUUACAUUGCAUGAAAUUACGGCCGCUCCCACGACCGGUGACCAACGAAUCAUCAACGGCACGGACACAACUAUCGAAGAGUUUCCGUUUAUGAUUUCACUACGAAGCUCAACUGGAAGUCACAGUUGCGGAGGAAGUAUCCUUUCUAGUUACUGGAUCCUGACGGCAGCCCAUUGCGUUAAUGAACAAACUACACCGGGUCGGCAGACGGUGCAGGUUGGACAAACAAACAUUUCAAAACCGGUUGACGAGUCGGUGCAUGAAAUUGAGUUGGUUAUUUCGCAUCCAAAUUAUGAUUCUUCGGAUAGUUACGUCAACGAUAUUGCUUUGAUCAAACUGAAGGAUCCGCUAGAGCUGGGAGAAACCAUUCAAACGGUUUUGCUUCCACCUGCCUGUUUUGAAGUCGAGGAACCAGACUUGGGUGUAACCUUGAUCGGCUGGGGAUAUAACAACGAUGGAAUCAUUUCAACUACCCUGCAGAGAGUGGAAUACUAUGUGGUACCGAAUGAGGAGUGCGAUUCUAUUCACAGUAAAACAAUCUAUCCGAGUCAGAUAUGUGCAGCGGAGCCGGGUGGUGGCAAGGGGCAAUGCAGUGGAGACUCCGGCGGCCCACUACUGCAUGAUGGUGUCCAGGUGGGAAUCGUGUCCUGGAGCAUCAAACCGUGCACUAUUGCUCCUUAUCCGGGGGUUUUAACGAAAGUGUCCCACUUUUUGGAAUUUAUUUAUGAAAACACAGAUCUGGAUCCACCACAGGGCGACUUACGACAGUGUUCUUAGUUUUGAGGUAAUGAAUUGUUGUUGAUUAGUUGUAUUUUAUUUAUAAAUUUGAAGCGAUUUUCAAUAAAAAUAAAAUUGUUAUCAUCA